ACUGAUGACUAACAAGAUUGAAUGUUAUUUUUCCAUCUUACAGCAUUUUGAUUGAUUAAUUUUUUGUUCAAUUGAUCACAGAUGGAAGAAUUACAGAUGGUAGAUGUUUCUAUAGAGACGGGUGUUCCUGGAGUGGAUGAUAUUCAACCAAAACCUGUUAUAGGUAUGGAAUUUGACUUUGAAUUAUCUGCUUAUGACUUUUACAAUUUCUAUGGAGGAAGCAUGGGAUUCAGUGUAAGAAAAAAUAAUGCUGCCAAAAGUAAAAGUGGUGAAAUUACAUCUAGGACAUUCGUUUGUUCUAAAGAGGGCCAUAGAAAACAUGAUAAACGAGAUUACCAGACGAAAAAUCCUAGAGCAGAAACGAGGACUAAUUGUGAUGCUUUGAUGGCUAUUAAAUUGAUCAGACAAAUUGGCAAGUAUAGAGUUACAAAUUUUGUGGAUACCCACAAUCAUCCCUUGGUUCCAAGUGAUUUGGCCCAUAUGCUUCCUUCGCGACGAAAGAUAUCCACUUCUCAAUCUGUUCAAAUUGACUUGGCUCAUGACUCUGGGAUACCUCUUAGGUCGUCCUAUGGGUUAAUUGGUAAAGAGGCUGGUGGAAGGGAAUGUCUUGGUUAUUUGAAGGUAGAUCAAAAAAAUUACCUACGAACAAGAAGGCAAAACAUGUUGGCAUUUGGAGAAGCGGGGAGUAUAUUAAAGUAUUUUCAAGAUCAAGCAUUGCAAAAUCCUUCUUUUUUUCAUGCUAUGCAGUUGGAUUGUGAGGAGCAGAUUACUAAUAUUUUUUGGGCAGAUCCGAAAAUGAUAAUAGACUACGCUCACUUUGGAGAUGUUGUGAUGUUUGACACGACCUUCAAGCUUAACAGAGAGAGUAGACCCUUUGCAGUGUUUAUUGGGUUUAAUAACCAUAGAGAGGUCAUUGUGUUUGGGACUGCAUUGAUGUAUGAUGAAACUGCUGAUUCAUUUAUAUGGUUGUUUGAAACUUUUUUAGAAGCAAUGUCAAACAAGCAUCCACAAACCAUUUUCACAGAUCAGGAUGCUGCAAUGGCUAAUGCUGUAUCAUUUGUGAUGCCUAACGUACACCAUAGGCUAUGUACAUGGCAUAUGAUGCAAAAUGCAUUGAAACAUAUGAAUUCCAUCUUCCGGGGUCCUGGUGGAGUUAGAGAAGUAUUGGGAAAAUUUCUAGACGAGUAUGAAGAGGAGGAGGAGGAGUUUGUUAUGGCUUGGAAUGCUAUGUUAGAUGAGUAUAAUCUUCGUAGUAAUACUUGGCUUCAAUGCAUUUUCGACUUGAGAGAGAAAUGGGCUAGGCCAUAUGUGAGAUGGGCAUGGUCAGCAGGGAUGAAGAGCACUCAACUUAGUGAGAGUUUCAAUUCAGAUUUGAAAGACUAUUUGAGAUCCGAUCAUAACUUGGUCCAAUUUUUCACACACUUUGAGAGGUUGCUUGAUGAGAAACGAUAUAAGGAAAGGAAGCCGAGUACGCUUUAUCAUACAAGUUGCCUAAGAUAAAAGUGUUAGUGAAGAUGUUGAUUGAGGCAGGAAAAGUCUACACGAAGACCAUAUUUGAAGAGUUUCAAGAGGAAUAUGUUGAUGCCCUUGAAUUAUGCAUUAUAGAUCGCCUUGAUCAUCUUCAAGAACCUGAUUGUAUCUUGUACCUAAUUGUAGCUGAUAGACUACGUCAUGUGAAAAGAGAUAGAGAUGGUAAUCUGUCAUGUUCUUGUAGAUUGUUUGAAAUGAGAGGUGUCGAUCCUGUGCAACCAUGCUAUUAAAGUCCUUAAAGAUGCAAUGAACAUUAUGGAAAUCCCAAGUCAAUAUAUCCUAAAAAGGUGGACGAGAGUAGCUAGAGCUGAAGUAGUACAAGAUUAUCGAGGACGUGAUAUUGAGGCUGACCCAAAGCUGGAAAAGAAUACCCGAUAUAAGUCAUUAUGCUCCCUCUUUAACAAGAUUGCAUCUAGGGCCUCUGAAUUGAAAGAUACGUAUGAGGUGUCUAUUGAGCAAGGCACAAAGUUGCUUCAAACUGUUGAAGACAUGCUACAAUUCCACACUAGUUGUGAAACAGUUGGCAUGGGUGAGAGCAAGGAAAAGCAAGGUUGUGCGGAUAAUGAAAAUGCUAUCAAACCCAAAGGACUAAGAAGAGGAUUGUUUAUGACCAUAGAAGGCGACGGAUUAGAAGUAGCGUGGAGAAGGCAUUGGCUGUGACAAGACAAAAAAGACAUUCAUCUCAGGGAGUACAAGUACCUCCACAUAUGCUCCAAUAUUUACUAUCACAGUGUCCUCAACUACCCAAUUCGAUGCCUGCAACAUGGAAUGCUGCUGCUGCGGCAUGUUUUGCACCGUCUCAGUAGGUGAAAGUCUUGGUAGUAUUUUGCAAGCAGCUGUAAUUUGCUAACCUUUUUUGGGACCCCUUUUUUGUUUUGCAUAGAAGCAGUUCUGCUACCUACUCCUUGUUAUGUGGGGGCUUUGUAUUUAUGAACCCUUAAUGAUAUAUCUAUUAGCUACUGAUCUUUUGGUGUUUAUGUACCUAGACAAAAUGCAUUGCAGUCAAAUUGU
Messenger RNA from Rhododendron vialii, 2541 nucleotides. Its product is annotated as protein FAR1-RELATED SEQUENCE 5-like. Lineage: Eukaryota; Viridiplantae; Streptophyta; Magnoliopsida; Ericales; Ericaceae. Bases 82 to 1500 code for a protein of 472 amino acids. Gene Ontology annotation, biological process: regulation of DNA-templated transcription. The transcript is spliced from 2 exons. The record is from RefSeq and is a predicted model, not a curated record.